AACUUUUUAAGUUAUUUUUACGUUUUUAGACAACAAAGAAAUACUCGGUUAAAUUUAAAUGCAUAAAAAUAUAUUUUCUGCAUCGAGUAAUUGUUAAUUGCAUAAAUUCUACUUUAUCGUUGGUAGAUAGUUCCAUUGUCCGUUCAAUCACACAUUUUAUUUUUAUUUUCAUUUUUAUUUUUAUAUUAAAGACAACGGAGAAAAGUCCUUGAUGAACAGUCACUAAUAAUAUCAGAUCCUUUAUAUCGCGCAAUCAUUUUUAUUUCAAUUAAUUAAUUAAUUAAUAAAUGAAAUUGAAUUGAUGUGAUGAAUGAGAGUCAAGGUCUUUUUCGUAAUUAAUUAAAUGAUAAAUAAUUAUCAAGUUUAAAUUAGUAUGAUAUUUUAGUGUAAUAAAUUUUAAUAUUAAUAAUUAAUAAAGCAUGGGGGAUUUAAAAUCCAUCGAAUAAAUUUUUUUCCGGUUGAUAAAACCCAGAGCUCAGAGCCCAGAGAGUCUUUCCGGUAAAUUAAAUUCUUAAGUAUCAUAACAUGAUAUAUUAGUAGACGUGAUCUAGACCAGCAAUAGUAGCAGUAACAGCAGUUAUAUGAGAACCAGGAGAAUGAGGGAACCAAGGGAAGAGUUAAGCAAGGGCAGGUCAGAUCUGAUAUCAGUAAACUCUGAACUGCUGUGAACUCCUCUGAACUGUUCAACACAGUACAUAAUAUAAUGUCAGAGUGUGGGAGUUACUCUCCAGUGCAGUGUCAGCUAUUUAAAUGCAACCAACGGACACACAUCAAAGUAACCAACUUACCAGCUAACAUAUAUUAUAACUUAUAAUAGAUGAGUAGUUUAGUUGUUCUACCAGGUCUUAAUGUACUGAAUAGAUCUCCUGGUUAACUAUUUAGUUUCCUCAAUUAAACAGAUAGUUAGUUAUAUGUAAUAUGUAACAUGUAAUAUGUAUUAUCUGCGCACUGAUGGACACUAUCAAUAGAGAUUUAGGACUUUGGAUCACCGAGUUAACUUUACCAAAAUCCAUCCAACUACAACUAUAAACUUGUAACGAUAGAUUUAAACAAAAGCUCAACGACGAUUAUCCCUAGAGAGAUAAGGAUCCGAUGCUCUGUUUAACAGAAUAUCCAAAUAGUUAAGACAUCUACACUUAUCUCUCUAUAUCUCUAUUGCUAGUUAAAGUGAUGUUCUUGUUUUUGUUGUUAUAUCUAGUGGUAGUUUACGGACUUGUAAUCCACCGAGAUAUACAUCUGCUUUAGACGUCGAUGUUCUACUCAAUCAUUAUAAUCGAGCAGCGUUUAGUGGCUCCACGGUGAUUGUUCACUCAAUAGCUUCUCCAAUUUCUAUUAACCUUUGCUGAAUUCAUCAGACCUCAUCAAACCAUUAUUAUUAGUAUUUAAAUACGAAUCUAAUUUUUUUUUUUUUUUUUUUUCUAAUUGUGCUCUUGUUAAUUAUUUUAUUUAAUACGUCAAGAACCGGAAAAGAGUUGGGGAGAAUGUAAAAAGUAGAGUUGAAAAGGGCGGUGUUGGUAACUGGUAGCUAGUAGCAGGUAGUAUACGUUAAUCUAUUCAAUGAACAAGCUCCAAAAAGUUUUAAUCGUUCAUUUCCGACGAAUAAAGCCGACAAAUUGAAAGCCAAACUAGCAAGUUUGUUACGAAUAGAAUUUGGUUACGGAAAACUUUAGUGGCUCUGUCGAUCUGUCAACAUUCACGAUACUCUUUCUACCUUUAUUCCUUUUAACCUUAUUUUCAACCAUCAUUGUUAUUAUUAUAUUUUCUUCUUCUUCUUCUUAUUCGUCUAGUUGUUGAAUUCAAGACGAAGCUAAAAUUGAGAGAGUUUUGAAACAGUCUUUUGAAUCUUUACAUAUAUAUAUACACGAAUACGAAUACGAAUGACGUAAAUCGAUGUUUGAUCGCGUCUUAACGACUGUUCAGUGACAUUCAACAACAAAAGACUUGAAUUCGCUAAAGUCUUGGCACUUUUUUUUCAUUUUUAAAUUGAACUACUCGUUGAAACUUUUUCUCUCGAUUAUUUGUGCAAAAGUCAUAAAUUAUAAAUUAUCAAUUUAAAAUUGAAUUAUUCAGAUAAAACAAAAUUUAUUAAUUAAAAAUCAGCGAUGUAUAAAAGAAGAAAUAAAGAGAAUAAAAAUAUAAAAUAAUGGUCGAUAACGUUUGACCUGGAGAAGAAAUUUCGACAUGCAUUAUCAUCGAUGCAUAAUCUAGUGGCCGGCUGUUGUUAAUGCCGAGUACGAAUAAUACGAAUGGAUGUGUGGAUGAGAAGUAGAGAGGUCAAAAACGCUGGGAGGCUAUUCGCGAGACAUAUAUAGACCUAUUAUAGAGACGAGGUCACGCUAGUGUAAUGCGAUCCAUCGAAAAGAGGAGGAUGUAGACUCUAGACUGUAGAGUUUGCGUGGAUAUGAAGGGUAAAAGCAAUCUUGACCUACGUAUCUAUGCUAAUAAGAAUAUUAGAGAAUAUUAGGUGAAUCAACUUUAAGCGGGUGUAUGCUAAUAUUUUUAACAACACUCUAUAAAUAUUUAUUCAGAUAAUCAUUGUUACUUUUAAGACAAUAACUAUUAUUAUUUUUUUUUUUUUUUUCUUCUAAAUGCGGGUGCGAUUUAAUUUAAUGAAAAUGAGUGUAAGGUUAACUUAAACACUCUAAGUAAUAAAUUUAUUUGUAGACAAAGGUUUAAUUAAAUUACUGUUUUACCGUUAAAUGGAUGUGCUAUUAAGAAGAAAGAAUAAAAUAAAUACAAAGAGGUUGGUCAUCUUUACUUAGGCCAGACAACCAGCCAACCUGACAGUGAGAGAUUUGAUUGUUACAGUUUCCCGCUUACAAAGGAAUUCCUGAGGCAACACCAAAUCGUCUUUGAUCUUACCUCUAACCACAUAUCAUAUAUAUAUAUAACAUACACGUAUUUGAUCAUUAUGAGAGAGUAGUGUAUGAUAAAUGUACGUUGAUGUGUUAGUCUUGUCAGUGCUUCGAAUACUAUUCUAAUUCAAUUUCAUGUAUUACAAUGAUAAUAAUAAUGGUAAUAUAUAUUUGACGAAACAAUUUUCAUCAGUCAGCACGGCUUUACCACUCGAGGAUAUUAUUGUCUCAAGUCGAAUAAGUUGGGGCGUUUACUUUCUGUCAGACAUAAUAUAUAUCUGACGAGUGUUUACCGAAUUACUACUACGAUAUAUACUAUUCUCUGUAAUAAUGUGUCUAGAGUUUAGUCCUUGAAGUUAAAUUACAAAAUUGCUACAAGGUUCAACUAAAUUAAACUGCGACAACUACAACAGGAGAGAUACAUUAAUAAUUAUUACUUUAUUUUCUAUCGAAUUUCUAUAGAUAUACAUGUAUAUAUUACUGAGAGUGAGAGUACCGUCUGGCGUCUAAUGCCCUCCAGUAAUAGACGAAUGACUAAAAAUAAAUAAUACAAACUGAUGAUUGUUCCUUCCAGUGAAUAUUAUUAAUUAUUUUUAUUAUUAUUAUUGUGGCCUUGCUCCCAAUAUUACCAAUGUUACCGAUGUUACAGUUUAUUGUCGGGUAAGAAAUUAUGAAAGAAUUUAAACCCGGGCGAUUUUAAUAGAAACGAGGGUCAUCAUCAUCAUUGCUCAUCUGUGAAAGAUGAAUAACGCUUGCUCAAGUACAAGCGGUCCUCAUCAGGAAGGAAGAAUCGCCACUCAUUAAAAACAUUCACUUUUGCGCUAUAUGCAAAACAAAAUACUAAUACUAAUACUGAUAGAAAUAUAAAUACAAACACCCGGGAAUAUAAAAGCUGAUUAUUCCAUCAUUUAAAAAUCAAAUUCAAUUGUAUCCUCACAGCAGUAACAUGAAGGUGAUAAUUAUUUUAUCAAUAGCGACGUCUGUCACUUUGGGUAGUUUGGAGCCAGCUGGUUAUAAACCACCACUCGGAUCAAGAUCACCAUCAGGAUACUCGACCACGGGCCAAUCAGAUCGUUAUUUACCACCGUCAUUAUCCUCACAACUAGCGAGUCACCGUAGUAUUUCAAACCAAGGGCUAACACCAGAAUCCCAUUAUCUCCCGACGAGUUACCAAAGUCCAUCUCAAAAUGUAAUACCGAAUUCUCUGUACUUGCCCACAAGUAACAUCAGAUCAUCAUCAUUAUCAUCAUUAUCGACAUUAUCUGGUAUUCCUAACAGUAGUAGUAGCAGUAGUAGUAGUAGUGGUACUUCUGUUGUGGGAGGAAUCCCUUCGUUACAAUACUUACCCAGCCAACCGUCUAUUUCUCGACAAAAUCCUUUCAACAGUAUCCAGAAUCCAGAAAGCAUUACUACCACUAGCACUACUGCUACUGGUGGUAUUACAUCAACCCUGGAUCAUCGUAUUUCAAACUCAUUGGGGAUUCCCAAUACUCCUACAGUGUCCUCUUCACCAACAGUGACAUCUCGGCUACAUACGCUUAACCGAAAUACUGUUGGUAGUGGUACUGCUGUUUCAUCUUCUCAAUAUCUACCACCAUCAAUGUCUCUUGUAUCUACCAGUAAACAUUCUGACAGAUUUAUCCAGUCUGUCCCAAGCUCAAACUAUCUGGCAUCAGCGGUGGUGUCUAAGCAAAAUCAAUAUCACGGAAGAAUCAAUCAACCAUCAUCCACUUCUGCUGUUGCUGUUCCUGGCUCUAUCGGUCUAUCAUCCCCCCCUUCCCCUUCUUCUUCUUCUUCUUCUUCUUCUUCUACUUCUUCUUCUUCGACAUCAUCCGGCAUCAUCUCCAAUAGCUAUUUAACGCCCAACAAGUUAUCUAGCUCAUUGUUGUCACAGAAUAAUCAGUACAUUGGUACUUCUACCGCUAUUAGUGGACAACCAGGACGUCAGUCAAACAUUCUUGUCGGUGGAAACAUAAAUCAACCACCUGGAAAUUACUAUUCCUCUGAUGAAACAUUUUCCGGUUACGAUAAUAAUCAUAAAGCAUUAGCCAACUAUGAAUUUGAAUAUCAUGUUAACGAUGAGUACGGUAAUGACUUUAGUCACAAAGAGACUAAAAAUGAUGAUAAUAAAGUAACCCGUGGUGUUUACACUGUUUUGUUACCGGAUGGACGUAAACAGAUUGUUCACUACACUGCCGAUCAGGAUGGCUUUAAACCAACGAUAACUUAUGAAGAAUCUCCGGCACCUGGUUAUCAAUAUUAGUAAUAACUCAUAUAUUAUAUAUAAUUCAACAGUUAUUAUAAGCCAUAUAUUUUGUUUAUAUAUGUAUAAAU
Messenger RNA from Cotesia glomerata, 5189 nucleotides. RefSeq lists its product as uncharacterized. Gene Ontology annotation, cellular component: extracellular matrix. Lineage: Eukaryota; Metazoa; Arthropoda; Insecta; Hymenoptera; Braconidae. The transcript is spliced from 3 exons. Bases 3802 to 5118 code for a protein of 438 amino acids. The record is from RefSeq and is a predicted model, not a curated record.